Messenger RNA from Penaeus indicus, 5698 nucleotides. Its product is annotated as reelin-like. Gene Ontology annotation, molecular function: lipoprotein particle receptor binding. The record is from RefSeq and is a predicted model, not a curated record. NCBI's taxonomy places the organism in Eukaryota, Metazoa, Arthropoda, Malacostraca, Decapoda, Penaeidae. The annotation marks the transcript as partial. Gene Ontology annotation, biological process: neuron migration; central nervous system development. The transcript has 33 exons.
GUCUUCCCCGUGGCUGAGCGUGACCGGGCACCACCAACGGCCCUUCUGCGGGAGCGAGGAGGCGGCGCAGGUCAUGGACGGCGAGGAGCCUGUGCGGGAGGCGGUGACCAACACGCUGGCGCUGAAAGAGGGGGACAUCAUUUCGUUCCAGAUCAGCGUGGGGUGCGCCGCCGACGAGGCCGUUCCCGAAGGCCGGCCGGUCCUCCUGCAGUACAGCAAGGACGGGGGCGUGACCUGGGCCCUGGUGCACGAGGGAUGCCCGCCCUCUGCCCUGCAUUGCGACCCCCCCAGCGAGCCCAGCGUGUACCGGCCGGGGCACCACGGCCCGUGGACCAGGGUCGUGCGCCGCGCCGACCACCGGCUGGCCCACGGCUCGGUGCAGCUCCGUUGGAAGCAAGAAAACCCGGGAGAAACGGACAGCAGCGCCUUUGCCAUUCGACAGCUGUACAUAGGCCCCCCCUGCCCGUACCUCUGCCACGGCCACGGCGUCUGCACGGCUGCGGGGCUGUGCAAGUGUGACAAGGGAUAUAACGGGACCUACUGCGGCCUCCUCCCCUCCCCCAACCCCGCGUGGAUGGAGGACGACUUCGAGGGCGACCUCCUCUCGCCCUCGUGGGAGCGAACUGAGGGCGCCGCCGUCGGGCUGGGCUGCGGGCCGCACCACUCCGGCCACGCCCUGGUCUUCUCCGCCGCCGGGCCGCGCGUCGCCACCACCAGGCCGCUCGACACCAGGAAGACCAAGUACCUCGUGUUCCACCUGCAGAUCGGCUCCCCCGAGGCGGGGGGGCGGUGUCGCCAGGCGGAGCUUCCCCGCGACAACGUGUUCCUCGAGCACUCGCCCGACAACGGCCAGAGCUGGGCCUUGAUGCAGCAGUUCGAGGCGGCGGACGCGAGGAACAGCCGCCAGCCCUUCUUCGUCCCGCUCCCGGCCGGCGCCAGGACCCGGCAGACGCGCUUCCGCUGGUGGCAGAGCUACGCGGGCAUGAUGCUGUCGGAUUCGCCCUACGCGGAGGACCGAGCCGAGUGGCACUUGGACAACGUCAUGGUGAAGGCCAACGACAGCCUGCCCGCCAGCCUGUACGACGACUUCGGGGGAAACACGAGCUCGCACGACCCCUGGUUCCUGACGGCGGGCGCCUCCACCUCGCCGGCGUGCGGGAAGCUCAACGACCCCGUGAUGCUCUUCUCGGGCCAGACCGCGCUCAGGUUCGCGGAGACGUGGGACGUGGCGGCGACCGCGGCGACGGUGAUUCAGUUCGACCUGAAGGUGGGCUGCAACGGCUUCUCCCCCGACACGCAGGUGGCUCUACAGUACUCCACCGACCACGGCAAGACCUGGCAGCUGGUGCGUGACCUGUGCGCCCCUCCGCAGGUGGACUGCGAGUCGUUCCACCUGGCCACGUCCUUCAGUUCCUCCACCGCGGGCGAGUGGACGAGGGUCACCGCCACGCUGCCGGAGAGGGCGUUCGGCGAGAGGACCCGCCUUCGCCUGGCGGAGGUGGAGCAGGAGGGGCGCGGCGCGGGCGGCGUCGCGUGGGCGCUCGACAACGUGUUCGUGGGGGACACGUGCCCGUGGCUCUGCUCCGGCCACGGCUACUGUCGCGCGGGGAAGUGUGUCUGCGACGAGGACUACUUCGGCGCCUUCUGCGUGCCAGCGCGAGUCCUGCCCUGCGAGCUGCUCGACACCUUCGACCGCGGGAGCCUUGACACCGCCCUGUGGCACUCCUCGCAGGGCGCGGAGGUGUCGCAGCGGUGCCACGUCUUGGUGUCGAAGGCGGCCCUCGUCUUCUUCAAGGACGGCGUGCGGCAAGCCACCACCACGGACCUGGACAUGACUGGCGGCCAAUACGUCCAGUUCACGAUCAUGAUAGGCUGUGAGGCGCCGAGGGGGGCGCGGGCCAAGAGGGGAACGACCAUGAUCGAGGACCCUUUCAUCUCUCCUUCUGGCUCUUCCUCUUCGUCCUCUUCGUCCUCUUCGUCUUCUUCUUCGUCCUCUUCGUCUUCUUCUUCGUCGAGUGAGCAAGCUAGUCGGCGCUAUGGUGUUCUCGUACAGUAUUCCGUUAACGGCGGCAUUACUUGGAAACUGCUUAAGGAACUGCACUUCACGCCCCUGCAGACGCCCGAGUUCGUGAGCAUCAGCCUGCGCGACUUCCCCGAGGCGGCCACCAACGCCACCCGCUUCCGCCUGUGGCAGCCGCGCCACGAGGGCCUCCUGACGCACACGUGGGCGGUGGACAACGUUUUCAUCGGAGGCACGCCCGUGUCGCCCAACGCCCUCCACGACGACUUCGAGAAGGCGGCGCCCGCACCCGACGCCUGGCUGGACUGGCCCGGCGGCGAGGUCGACGUCAUGUGCAAGCAGCAGGGCGGGCGCCGGGGCCUGGUGUUCGGCGGGCAGGAGGGCGAGCGCGCGCUCUACUCGCGCGACCUCAGCGUCGGACCCGACUCGGUGCUGCAGUAUGAGAUCAUGGUGGGCUGCGGUGACGUCACGGCCCGGGAGCACAGCGUGAGCGUCCAGUACAGCCUGGACGCCGGUCUGAGCUGGACGACGGUGCGUCCUGCGAGCGGCGUCCGGCACUCGAGUCCUGACUGCCUGCACGAACUGAGGACGCCGACGGUGCACUAUCCACACGCCGCUCCUGCUGGGACGUGGACGAGAGUCGUUGUCCCGCUGUCGGAUAUCAGGAUUUGUGGCACCGUCCGCUUCCGUUGGCACCAGGGAUCGUACGGCGCACGCGAGGCCUCCGUGCCCUGGGCCGUCGACAACGUGUACGUGGGGCCCUCCUGCGUCGACCACUGCGGCGGCCACGGCUCCUGCCUCGGCGGGGAGAAGUGCGAGUGCGAUGAGGCCUAUGAGGGAGGCUGCAGCUGCCAUCUCGAGGUGGAAAAUCCGCAGACGCUGAUGCACGACUUUGAAGGAUCCGACUUAGCGGAGCAGUUUUCUCGGUGGGCGGGCAGCGAGGUCUCGCGCUUCUGCGGCGUCGUGACGGGCGAGUCGCUCGUGUUCUCGGAGCAGGGCGAGAGGGCGCUCGUCACCAGGGACCUCGACCUCGAGCUUGGAGGCGUCGUGCAAUUCUACAUCCGCUACGGCUGCACGCCCGACGACCUUGGGACGGACGACUCCCUCGUGCUCCUUCAGUUCUCUACUGACGGAGGAAUUACAUGGACUCAGCUGGCGGAGCUGGGGCCGGAGGCGAGGGUGGAGUCGGGGGCGGAGUCGAGGGCGGGGUCGGAGGGACGUCAACCAAUGACACAACACGUGACGAUCAAUCUGCCAGACACCGCCAAGUCGAACGCGACGCGCCUGCGCUGGUGGCAGCCCUCGACUGGCGGGGAAUUCGCCGGCAUGUGGUCCAUCGACGAGGUGUACAUCUCGAGCCUGGCGCGCGAGCUGCCCGCCUUCACGGCCCUGGACUCCAGCGCCCCCUGGCUGCUGGCGCCCGGCGCCGUGGAGGAGGCCGUCUGCGGCCGCGAGCACCACAGCCUGCAUUUCAGUGGUCGCGAAGGCUACCGCUUUGCCGAGACUCCGGACAUCCUGAUGAAUGAGCACAGCUUCAUUCAGUUCACGAUUGCCAUGGGCUGCAAGGAGACCGGAUUCUGCUUCGAGGUGGAGCUCGAGUUCUCGGUCGACCACGGGUCAACCUGGUGGCCCGUGAGAGAUCACUGCCUGCCCUCUGAUCCCGACUGCACCGAGUAUUGGCCGAACUCCAGCCUGACCUCUGACCUGCACGCAACGCCAACGCAGGUCACUAUGCUCGUGCCUCCCCGCGCAUGGUCCGAACGCACCCGCGUCCGAUUCCGUCAGAGGGACGGCUGGCGACAGCAGCACAGCUGGGCUCUCUCGCACGUGUACAUCGGCGACGAGUGCUUCCACAGGUGCUCCGCCAGGGGCUUCUGCGACGCAGGGGUGUGCCAGUGCCAGCAUGGAUGGACAGGUACCAGCUGCGAGAGUCCUGAGCGCCCUCUGCCCACCUUCCUAGCUGAGGACUUCGAGGGCGCGGUGACCCCCGGCAGGUGGCGCAGGGUUGCCGGGGCGCUCGUCACGGACCACUGUGGGCCUGUGGGGGCUGGGUCGGCGCUGCACUUGGUCGGGGGCUGCAGCAGAUACCUGGAAACCGAGGACCUGGACCUGCGCGAGAGCCUGUUCGUGCAGUUCGACCUCCGCACGGGCUGCCUGGAUCCCGUGGCCGGGCGCGAGGCCGGGGGCGCCCACGCCCUCCUGGUGCAGCUCUCGUGCGACGCGGGCGUGUCGUGGGCCACCGCCAAGAAGCUGCUCCUCGUGCACCAGCAGCCCACGUACGUGUGGCUGGAGAUCCCGCGGGCGCUGCGGUGCGAGGGCGGCCGCGUGCGGUGGUGGCAGCCGGCGCCGCAGGAGAGAAACCGCCUGGACUGGGCGAUCGACGCGGUCUUCGUGGGCGGCAACGCCACGCCCCCCGACGCGCUCACCUACGCCCACCCCGAUGACUUGGUCCCGCCCAUGUGGCUGAGGCGGUACAAUGGGCGCAUAGAUAAUUACUGUGACAACGACCUACCAAUGUACACCAUGUUGUCCACGGCCUCUGAACCAGCUCUUAUUCAAACCAGCGAUAUACAGGUGGGAAUCAACCAUUCUAUAAGCUUCCAGCUGGCUCUUGGUUGCGGCGCCACCUGGGACAACCAAGUGGUCCCCGUGAGACUAGAAUACUCGGUGGACUUCGGCAACAGCUGGCACUUGGUAAGGGAGGCGUGUCUGCCCGGGAACACCAGCUGUGCGGAGGUCGCCGACGCCUCGGUCUACUACGCGCCGCUCAGAUGGCAUCGCUUUGUGUACCCUCUGGCGCACGUGGGGCCAGCCAGGUACGUGCGCUUCCGCUGGCUGCAGGCACCCUCCCACGACGCCAGCGGCAGCCAUCGCUGGUCACUCCGCGACGUGUACAUCGGCAGGUCGUGCCCCAAGCACUGCCUUGGCCGCGGGUCGUGUCUGUUUGGGGCGUGUCGCUGCGACGCCCACUACGCCGGCGACCACUGCGAGCGGGUCGUCGUCGAUAAUGUGCCCUUCAUCCGUGACGAGUUCAGCGAGAGGUCCUUCCGGAGCCACUUCCAGCAGGUCCAAGGGGCGCUCAUUUCCGAGGGCUGCGGCGGGCUGGAGGUGCCGCCCGCGGCCACCUUCCAGGGCGCCCACACCCGCCAGCUCCUCACCCAGCCCGUGGACACCCGCAGCGGCAAGUUCGUGUAUUUCGUGGCCCAGAUCGGCAGCGCCCACGGCCACGGGGUGUGCGCGAGGGCGACUCUUCGGCAUCACAAUGUCUUCCUGCAGUACUCCGUUGAUGGAGGUGUCCGCUGGCACCUCCUGAGAGAGCUCGACCACGAGAUGUACGUCUCCCCGCGCGAGGAAUACAUCGUCUUGCCGAGCCACGCCCGAAGCCCAGCCACCGUGUUCCGGUUCUGGCAGCCCCGCCUCCCCACCCCCCCGCCCGCCUGGUCUCUCGACGACCUGUUCAUCGGCGGCUCCGAGAUCAGCGCCGCCUCGCUGCUCGACCGCUUCGAGGGCGCCCCCGCGGUGUCCGAGUGGCUGUUCGCGCCGCACAGCGAGGCCCAUACCGACUACUGCUCGAGCGGCACCAACGCCUCCCUCGUGUGGGGCCCUGAGAGCCCGGGCCGGAGAGCCAUCACCACGCAGGAACUCAUCAUCACCGACGGCCACGUUUUGCAGUUUAAG